AGGUGUGAUCCAUUUAAAUAGUAAGUUAUUAGCUAGCCAUUAAUCCAUUAUAGGUAAAAUGACAAUUAGCAUAAAAGAUUAUGUGGCAUAGUAAGCUAGUUUGACAAUUAGCUUGUCAUUAAUGGUCUUGUUUUAAGAAUAUUGAUGUUAAAGGUCGGAUUUUUUCUAGAUUAUUCAAAAGGAUGAUUAUUUUGAGCCGACCCGUAAAAAAUAGGAUUACUAGUUUUAUUAUUAUUUUUUUUCUUUUUUAACUAAGAGGGAGACACUAUGAAGUGGGAGUAGUGUAGUAAAAUUUGAAAUUAACACUUUAUGAUUUGGCAUGACACUUUAAUACAGAGUACGAAAUAGCGCUUGGAACUUAGACAUUGUUGAAGGAAUUCGCGGCAAUUUUUCUCCCAAUUUGAAGAAAUUCAUCGGAAGAAAUGGUUUGGGGGUUCUUUCCUGUUAACCCACUUUCAGGGGAGGAGAAGUACUAUAUAUACACAAAGGGAACAUACAAAGUGGGCAGAAAAGGUUGUGAUGUGAAUAUAGCAAAUGAUAAAGGUGUUUCACGUAUACAUGCUGAGAUCAUUGUAGAUAUAAUGGAAUCUUUGAAACCUUUUGACAAAAGAUCAUCUAGUGUCUCCUCCAAAGUUAGGAUAAGAGAUUGCUCGAAGUAUGGAACAUUUAUUGUGAAAGAUUCUGGCAGAAAAGAAAAAGUUCAUGAUUCUCCAGGCAAAGAAAUAUAUUUGAAAGAUGGGGAUUUGGUCAAAUUUGGCUCAGGAGAUCUAACAUACAGAUUUUCUUAUGUCCCACUAAAUUUCUACCUUUGCAAUUUCACAAGCUCCCAAAGAACUCCUUUUACACAAGAUAAAAUAUCAUCUAUAGGUGCUUGUGUUUCACGUGAGUGGACUAAGGAAUGCACACAUGUACUUGUGGAUCCAUUCAUGCCUGUUACCGAGGAAGUAAUUGAUAUCGUUCUGGCUAAGAAACCUGUUAUACUAAGUACUUGGCUGGAGAUCAUUGCAGGAACUAGGAUACACAAUGAAAUUCCAAGUUACAGUCAAUACAUUCCAACAUUGACUUUGGAUGGUGAAUCAGUAUCGAUAGCAGAUACUAGGACUCGUGAAAAUUGCUUAAAAGGAUACACUUUUGUGUUGGGUUCUGCAAAUAAGUAUAGAUUUAAAGAUAGGGUGCAAUCAUUGUUGGAGUUUGCUGGUGCAAAAGUUCUUUCAAUAACUGAUUUUGAUAAUAAUAUCCAGGACCAAGUGGAAACCGAUAAGUGUUUGGCACUUGUAAUCCCUGCUGAUUCAGCUGAAAAAUUCUGCCUUGAUAGCUCACUGUCUAAAGUAAAUGAGAUCAAACUGAUUUCUGCAGUAUUAUCAGGGUAUCUUGAUCCGUCAAUCAUCAUGUCCUCAUCCAUAUUAGUCUCUUCUUCGUGUUCAACUGAUGAGACAGUGGUUGCAGACUCCGAUGCAGAAGCAGAAACAUCCAAUCAUCCAAGUGUUAUAUGUGAAGAAUUGGGGAUGCAGAAUAAUACAAAAAAAUUCAGUGGAACAGAGACUACUGACUGCAUGAAUAUUGACAAGAAAUCUGCAAAUAAAGAUGCUUUAUCACCAGAAGUUGGUAAAGCUCUGAGUUUUUUAGAGCCAAAGAGGGAAGUAGCGAAUGCCCGGAACGAUGAUUUGGAAAGUUGGAACCUAGAUAUUCUUUAUAGCCAAAAGUUAAUUGUUAGAAAUACUAAUACAAAUGUCUCAGUGAGUUCUGUAUCAGACGGUGAAGUUAUUAAUUUCAAGUGUUUUAGAAAGACUAACCUUCAAUCUGGGAAUAGCUAUAGCAACCUUGUUCCAUAUUCAAAAUAUCCAUAUACUGAUUCUGACUAUGAUAAGGAAGUAGUUGAAUAUGUGAAGGAUGAGAAAAAGAGGAAACAGAUGGAAGCCAUGGCUGAGGACUUGUUCAAAAAUGAACGGGGACGGCGUCGUAGAGUUGCUGGUUCUAUUCAAGAAAUGCUGAAUCGUAACUGACGCAGGAACACUUGAAGGAGUGUACUUGAGGAACAGACUUGAAGAACACUGAAGAAUCUUCUGGUGGAUCCUUAAGAUUUUGCCAUCAUCUCACAUAUAUGUUGAAGAGUGAUAUGCUAGUAAAAUGUAAACACUUCCAUCAUUCAAUGCUCCAUGUUUGUCGAUGCAAGUUAUUCCACAUGAUUUUUUUAGAAAUGACGAUAUCAUGUAAGGUAUUGCUUAGAAAUUCUAGGAUUGUGUAUGUGAAAUUAAAGUGUUAGUGAAGUUUUCUACUCAAUAUAUGGCUAUAAUAUGAUAUGUGAACUACUAAUAUCAUCUAGAUAUGCUCGUUAUGAUGAUCGCUUAUGUUGGAAAUCUGUAAAAUGUGUUCUCUUAAUUUACUUAACCCUGAGUUAAUACUUUCUCUGCUUGUCAACUUUGAUACUCAUUAUCAGAAGUUGCUGAGCUCCUAGUGAUUAAAUUUCUGUUGUGUGUAGUUGUUACAUGAUAGUAUAAGUUCAUCCUUAUCUGAAUUUACCUCAUUUUUGAUAAAAAAUUUAGAAUUGGAGCUUCAAAGCUGUGUGAAAGAAGGGCUUUUCAGAUGUUAAAUAAUGUAGGAAAUUGAGCGAUGGUGUGGGUGAUAAAAUUUGAUAACCACUUAUGAUUAUAGAGGUGUCAAAACCAACCCAAUCCAACCCCAUGUAAAACCGAUCCGAAAAAUAUCUGGCUCAGAUUUCAACUCGUGUUGACGCAAUAAUUAACAUGACUCAACUCUUUAAAA
Messenger RNA from Chenopodium quinoa (quinoa), 2763 nucleotides. RefSeq names its product nijmegen breakage syndrome 1 protein-like. The transcript is spliced from 15 exons. Gene Ontology annotation, molecular function: protein binding; damaged DNA binding. The record is from RefSeq and is a predicted model, not a curated record. NCBI's taxonomy places the organism in Eukaryota, Viridiplantae, Streptophyta, Magnoliopsida, Caryophyllales, Amaranthaceae. The coding region runs from base 423 to 2003 and encodes 526 amino acids. Gene Ontology annotation, cellular component: Mre11 complex. Gene Ontology annotation, biological process: mitotic G2 DNA damage checkpoint signaling; double-strand break repair via homologous recombination.